Messenger RNA from Thunnus maccoyii (southern bluefin tuna), 1470 nucleotides. It is a transcript of the gene cdca8, whose product is annotated as cell division cycle associated 8. The coding region runs from base 100 to 939 and encodes 279 amino acids. NCBI's taxonomy places the organism in Eukaryota, Metazoa, Chordata, Actinopteri, Scombriformes, Scombridae. Gene Ontology annotation, biological process: mitotic sister chromatid segregation. Gene Ontology annotation, cellular component: spindle midzone; chromosome passenger complex; chromosome, centromeric region. The transcript is spliced from 11 exons. The record is from RefSeq and is a predicted model, not a curated record.
GACUUUGGAUAUUUGCCCCACCCCGCGCGGAGAUUUGAAAACCGCUUUGUGAAAGAAGAAGACGAGUCGAGAGGCAGAGGAAGAAAAACAUUAUCAGUCAUGGCUCCCAGGAAGAGAACCACCAAACAACGGAAAAACAAUCCCAAGACGGCCAAGCUGGAGGCUUUUCUGGAGGAUUUCGACAUCGAAGUAAAGACUAGAGUCGAACAACUGAAAGAGAAGAUGAACCAGCUGCUGAAAGAUGUGGACAACAGCUACAACAUGGCACUGAUUAAGCUCCCCAAGGCAGUCAGGCAAAUGAACUGGUUGGAAUAUUGCAAGUCUGAGAAACCAAAGUCACCCCAGGUGGAUCAUACAAAGAGAGAAGAGGAAGCGGCGAUAGUUGAGAGCGUUGUGGCUGAGGAUCACGCCGUCCUUCUAAAAUCAGUCAAGAAAACGUCAAAGAAAAAGGCCGGAGGCAAAUCCAGUUCAGAGGAUGAAAACACUCCGAGCGCAGUGAGGAAGGGUAAAGCAACAAGGAAGCCUCCAACUACCUCAAAAAGAGCAAAAGCACUGUCCGUCAGCAAGCAAAACACCUCCAUCAGAAAAUCGACCAGGAAGCCCAUGAUCACUCCUGCCAGGAACCUGCUGGAUUCUUCUCUGCUGAUGGGCUCCACUCCCCUCGUCACCCCACGCUUUGACCCAAGGCUUCCUAAAACCCCUGCCGUGAGAAUUCCCCGCCACAAAGAAAGGGUCUACAGCAUCUCCGUCAACGGCUCUCCCAUUGCAGCGGGCAACGAGGACAUCGUCAUCAACGUCCCCAUCGGCAACGGAGAGAGUAUUCAGCUGCUGGCCAGUCAGAUGGACUCAGUGGAUCUGUCUCUACUGGAUGAAACCGCCCUGAAGAGCAUUCGGCAGUUGCAGAAUCGCCUCACGACGCUGUGUGGAACAUCAGAGUGAUUUAACAAUCUGCUGUUCACUUGUACAAUACUUAUGAGAAAUUUUAUCUUUAUUUCAAAGCUUUUCUUCUGUGGGAUGGUGUGAUAUUUUUUUUACUGAUAGUGUUCGAUUUUAAAAGAUAUACACAGAAAACAGUGUUUUGCCAGUAUUUUUGUUUUACUGAGCACGGUUUUCUUUAGACCAACAUAUUAACUGGAAUCCAACCAGUUAAUGAAAGCUGUCCAAUGUAUAAAUGGUGGUUAAAACUGUACUGUAUUUUACUAUUUACCACUUUUACUCAUUUAUUUUUGUAAGAUUGUCUCGUUACAGGCCUUACUUCACCUUUUUAUCUUCAUCUUCUUCUGUUGUUAGUGUUAGAUUUAGUUUGCGGGGGCAUUCUGCCCAAUGUCUGUCUCAUUUGAUUGCUUUUCCUGUCUUUUGUCCCUGUUGACCACACACACAUGUAAAGUUGCAUUGAUUAAUGCAUUUACAUUCUUCAUGUAUAUAGCUCAACCAUUAUGUCUGCAAAACUGAUAAAGGACUUUGACACCA